CUCCCGAAUCCAAAUUCCGAAAGUAAAGUUUCUCUCUCUAGCAUUAAUUCUUCAUACCCUUCUGUCUCUCUCUCUCUCUCUCUCUAUCCUCCCUCGGCGACUCCGUUAGCUUCGCCUUUCAGAACGGAAACGAUCUCGCAGUCGGAGCAGUCUCCACUUGAGAGUGUGUGUUGAAGGAUCCCGGCGAGAAAACUCACUGGAUUACCUACCGGAGAAGGUGCGAAGGAGUAAUCAAAGUUGAGUGAAAUUAACUGAUUGAACCGGAAACGCUGCAAUGUCGUCUCCUACUGUGGGGGUUUCUCCGGCUCCGUCACCUCCAUCUACCAAUGGUUCUAAUUUGGCACCACCACCUUCGAAUACUUCCUCUCCGGCGCCAACGACUCCGACUCCGAUAGCUCCUGUUGCCUCUGCACCGGCUCCUACUAAGGCUUCACCUCCUACGGCAACAACCUCUCCUCCCUCUUCACCCUCCCCAGUUGCCUCAACUCCACCGCCUCCUUCCACUUCUAGACAUUCCCCUCCUCCGCCCUCAACUACUUCAUCUUCACCUCCGCCUCCCUCCACUGGGAAAAGUCCCUCGACACAUUCCCCGCCACGGCCGUCCUCUUCUUCUUCAUCCAGUUCAUCAUCUUCUGGUGUAUCAACGGGUGUUGUAGUUGGAAUUGCGAUUGGUGGAGUCAUUAUGCUUGUUUUCUUGAGCUUACUAUUAUUCAUCUGUUGUAAGAAGAGAAGGAGGAGGGAUCAUAAUGUGCCCCUGGAUUACUACGGUCCCCCCCCGCCCCCGCCCAGGCCGAAAGAUAGACCUUAUGGUGGGCAGCCUCAACAUUGGCAGCACAAUGCUCCUCCUUCAGGGGACAAUAUUGUCACAAUGCCACCAAAGCCCUCUCCUCCUCCAGCAUAUGCAUCACGACCACCAUAUUCACCAGCUCGUACUCCCACACCCCCACCUCCUCCUCUGGCAUAUGCAUCACGACCGCCACAUUCACCAGCACGUACUCCCACACCCCCACCUCCUCCUCCACCACCAUUUUUGAGCAGCAGUGGAGGGUCAGAGUCCAAUUAUUCAGGAUCUGAGAACCCAAUACCAUCUCCUGGCAUUGCCUUGGGUUUCUCAAAGAGCACAUUCACUUAUGAAGAAUUAGAGAUGGCAACCGAUGGCUUCUCGGAUGCCAACAUGUUAGGACAAGGAGGUUUUGGAUAUGUCCAUAGAGGAGUUCUUCCAAAUGGGAAAGAGGUUGCGAUUAAGUCGCUAAAAGCUGGUAGUGGGCAGGGGGAUCGUGAAUUUCAGGCAGAGGUUGAGAUUAUUAGUCGAGUACACCACAAACAUCUUGUCUCAUUGGUAGGAUAUUGCAUGGCUGGAUCCCAAAGAAUGCUUGUCUAUGAGUUUGUUCCAAACAACACAUUGGAGUUCCACUUACAUGGGAAGGGGCGGCCAGUAAUGGACUGGUCCACUAGACUAAAGAUUGCUCUAGGUGCUGCAAAAGGACUUGCAUAUCUCCAUGAGGAUUGCAGUCCUAAAAUUAUUCAUCGUGAUAUCAAGGCAGCUAAUAUUCUCCUUGAUUUUAAAUUUGAGGCAAAGGUUGCAGAUUUUGGGCUUGCCAAAUUCUCUUCUGAUGCCAAUACUCAUGUCUCUACCCGAGUAAUGGGAACCUUCGGGUAUCUGGCUCCAGAGUAUGCGGCAAGUGGGAAACUCACAGAUAAAUCCGAUGUCUUUUCUUUUGGUGUUAUGUUGCUAGAGUUUAUUACUGGGCAUCGUCCUGUUAGUUCAACCCAUACAUUCGUGGAUGAUAGUUUGGUAGACUGGGCCAGACCUUUACUUACACGAGCCCUAGAAGAUGGCAACUACGACGCCCUUGUUGACCCACGGCUGCAGAAGGAUUACAACCCCACUGAGAUGGCACGCAUGGUUGCCUGUGCAGCUGCUUGUGUGCGUCAUUCUGCAAGGCGGCGGCCACGCAUGAGCCAGAUUGUUCGGGCCUUGGAAGGAGACAUGUCCCUUUCCAAUUUGAAUGAUGGCAUUAGACCUGGACACAGCUCUGCUUAUGGUUCAUAUGGAAGCUCAGAUUAUGACACAAUCCAGUAUAAUGAAGACAUGAAGAAAUUCCAGAAGAUGGCACUUGCAAGUCGGGAAUACGGAAGCAGCGAAUACAGUGGGCCAACCAGUGAGUAUGGUUUGCAUCCAUCUGGGUCGAGUAGUGAGGGACAGCAAACCACGCAAAACACACAAGAGAUGGAGAUGGGAAGGCUGAAGAAAGACAGUCGAGGAUUCAGUGGAAGCUCUUGAAGACUGGUGCCUGUAAAUGGUCUCUCUAUUCAAAUUAUGCCGCCCCACACCCCUAUAUGUUGUCUUUUAACUGUGAGAAUUACAACCAACUGGUGUCGACUGAGGUAUUUCACCAUUAGUUUUUCCUCUUUUCUUUUUAUUUCAGGCUGGUAAAAAUCUCAUAUUAAUUAUUUUAUUUUUUGUAAUUAUUAAUCACACUUUUAGUGGAUUAUAAAAGGAAAAUAGUUCAUCCUUUUUUACUGGGCUCUGCUUCAA
Molecule: messenger RNA, 2539 nt
Organism: Macadamia integrifolia
Lineage: Eukaryota; Viridiplantae; Streptophyta; Magnoliopsida; Proteales; Proteaceae
Product: proline-rich receptor-like protein kinase PERK1
Exons: 8
Coding region: 275-2284 (669 amino acids)
Biological process (GO): protein phosphorylation
Molecular function (GO): ATP binding; protein kinase activity
Source: RefSeq, a predicted model, not a curated record